GGGACGUCACGCGUCAAUCGGAGCAUCAAUUUGUUCCUCCACCAUCACAACAGGCGUGCCCUGCAAUGACACGCAAACAAACAAAUCGAGAUGCAACUGGUGUCAGGGCAGGAUGACCAGGAGAAGGAGAGCAACAGCAGCGAUUACGGAUCCGACUUCACCCCCGACGAGGAAGAGCUGCUGAACAAAUUACUGGUGCGCGUUGUCGCCACAGACCAGCAUCGGCUGCCGCCAUCUACAACGACCAUUUCUGAUCCAUCGACGCCUCCUCAACAACCUGUUUUAGCAGUCGAGGCUUUGAGUGACCUCAAGCCCCUGCGGGAACCGUUGGUGGUUACAGAUAUUGAAGACUAUGAAAUACCCCAUUCCGCGCGUAUCCCCAAGGUCCUGGGUCGGGAGGCAUGGAGUCCUGCGUCUAAGCGUGUCUGGCAGCAGCAACAACAGCAGCAGCAGCGAGUUCUCUCGCAGAAAUUAUCAUCGAGUCCUUCAACGACACCAAAACACGUCCGCGUUUCGAUCAGUGUUGAAAGUACCACUUCCACCGAAGGCAAAAAACGUGAUUUACAGAAGCAGCAAGAGCGCGAAAAGAAGUGGACUGAUACAGAAGCGAAAAACGAUACGCAAACCCAGGAUGCAUCUGAUGACGAUGUGGUGGUGGUGGAACAACCAUCACCUUUGCAGCGGUUUCGCAAACCGCCGAAUAAGGCACUCUCGGUUUCGGACUUGAUUGCCCCGGCUUGGUGCGAGCUACAAUACUGGUAUACCUUAACAAAACAUGGGCGAAAGCGAAGAACGCCGGCGAUGAAGCAAGGUACUGCAGUGCACAAGGUUCUUGAGGAAGAAGUGCAUACUACGGUGCCAGUAGAGAUCACGACCAAAGAGGAUGGGUGGGCGCUGAGAAUUUGGAAUAUGAUUCAAGGACUUCGCACAUUGCGCCAAUACGGUAUGACUAGGGAGUUGGAAAUAUGGGGCUCCGUUGAUGGAGAGAUUGUUACGGGCAUUAUUGACCAGCUCUCUUAUAUCUGUCCGGACCCUGGUUUGGAGACAUCGGCUUCUGCAUUUUAUGCAGACGCUGAUGCCGCGAGGGCGGCUUUGCCGGAAUACCAGAUGUCUAUCACGGACUAUUUGUUAUCGCCGUCUCAGGGUGGGAAGACAUUAGGUGAACUAGGAUGGAGCCAUGCUAUUGAGCCCGCCGUAGAGACGGAUCACAACGAAUCAAGUGAUUUUGAACGGUCAUAUCUUGAGGUCCCGAGAAUUUACAUAACAGAUAUCAAGACACGAGGGAGUCGCUCCAUUCCUACAGUUUUCAGUACCUCGUUUCGCCCAACCCACUUACAGCUGCAGUUUUAUUACCACAUGCUCAACCAAUUGGUAACCACAGAUGAUGUGACGAUUGAAAAGAUAGCCCAACGAUAUAACUUGGAUUCAGAGCGCGUAUUUACCGAUGCAUUCAUCGCCGAAGUUGGCGGUUUGAACGACCAAUUUUUUGACGCUCUGUCUUCUCAAGAUUCAGACCCAGAUUAUAUUCCAGGCGCGAGUCAGGAUUCUAUGAGCAUUUUGCUGUCCCAUAAUAAUUUAGAUAGCCUUUGGAAGUUGAUGAAAAAGCAACUUCUUUACACAUUUCUUCCUACCGAAGGUAUUCGAAACGUCGCCCCAUCAGUACCUGCAAAAUCACAACCGACACUCCUCGAGCCAUACCCCACCGUGCUCUCUCCAGUUCUGACAGCGAAGUAUCUCUCCUCGACGGAUUCAGAAGACGGUGUCCCGACCGACUUGGGCAGUCGUUCUUUUCUUUUUGACCCAUUGGACCUGACAUCUUAUACCUCCGACCAACUGAAUUGGUGGCGUGGCGAACGUGCGCCGCGAGGUGUCGAAGUGAUGGAUGCUUGGAAAUGUCGGAUCUGUGAUUUCCGUGAGGAAUGUGAAUGGAGGAAGAGUAAAGAGCGCGAACUGGCUACGCGGCGAAAGCGAAUGCAACGGACCAGCAUGGAUAUGUCGGACGCUGCAUGAUUUUCAAAGUAUUAUUAGCUGACACGGUAUCCUAGUUGCAGAUCUAUGCAUAAAUAUAGAUAUAUUUAUAGUAAAAGGAUAAGAGAUGAAAAUUAAUUAUGAUGCAGAACAGCAUCCUAGCAGCAUUGACCCCUUCGAAAGUUUGCGUGAACAUAUUGAUUUGAAUAAUGCUUCAUUAAUACAUAGCGAGUGAAUGUGCAAGCCUAGGAAAUGCUUUAAGGAAAAGUAUUAGGGAAAAGCGCUAAGGAAGAAGACUUAGGAAGAAAAC
Messenger RNA from Talaromyces proteolyticus, 2278 nucleotides. RefSeq names its product exonuclease V a 5' deoxyribonuclease-domain-containing protein. The transcript has 2 exons. Lineage: Eukaryota; Fungi; Ascomycota; Eurotiomycetes; Eurotiales; Trichocomaceae. Gene Ontology annotation, cellular component: mitochondrion; nucleus. The record is from RefSeq and is a predicted model, not a curated record. Gene Ontology annotation, molecular function: single-stranded DNA 5'-3' DNA exonuclease activity. Gene Ontology annotation, biological process: interstrand cross-link repair. The coding region runs from base 91 to 2010 and encodes 639 amino acids.